Molecule: messenger RNA, 871 nt
Organism: Dentiscutata erythropus
Lineage: Eukaryota; Fungi; Glomeromycota; Glomeromycetes; Diversisporales; Gigasporaceae
Source: the annotation of a GenBank genome assembly
CUAUUUAUGGACAUUAUACGAUGGAGAAGUAAAAAUGAAACACAGAGGACAUUCCACUGGCCAAAGUAUGGUUAGCUCUGAUAAUACAAUAUAUUGUUUAACUCUUUUUGUUGAAGCUUGGAAAGAGUUAACUGGAAUGCCAGCAGAAGAUUUCUUUAAGUAUAAUAAGAUCACAGCUUAUGGGGACGAUAAUGUCUUAAGUAGCAAUUGUUUCAACGAUAAAUGGAAUGAAAAUACAUUAUGUGAUUAUUUUGCUAAAAAAGGAGUUAGUUUAAGACUAGAGAAUAAAUCAGAAGGUUUAAAAGGGGUAGAGUUUCUAAGUAAAAUCUAUUCAGAUAGUGAAAAACAAUUAGAGGAAGUUCUUAAAUACGUGCCUGAUUAUACUUGUAAAGUAACUUAUAAACAUAACAGAGAUAAACUUUUAAUGAAAUUUGAUAAUAUUAAAAAGAACCCAAAAAAAAAUAAUACUUAUUUACUUGAACGUAUUGUUGGUUUAGCCAACAACUGUGCUCAUUAUCCGGAUAUUCAUGAAAUUUGUGUCAAAUAUUAUAAUGAAUUAAUAGAAGCUUAUUAUAGCCAUAUGAAAGCAAUAAGAAAGCGAUGUCCUAUAAAAUCGUAUGAAGAAGUAAUGCGUCUACAAUAUGAAUACAGAUAUAAUGAAUUGGUAACUUUAGAUAUGUCUCCAUUUGAACAAUUUAUUCGUGAUGCACGUGCUUUUGUUCAUGAAGUUGAUUUCAAAUGUGAAUUUGUGUUUCAGAAUUAUAAAAAUAUGUUAAAAGUACUCGAUUUAUCUUUAGCUAGAGCAUCAGUAGACACACUAUAUUUCGAUCCGGACAAUCAUCCUAUCUCUGAAAAUUUUUUGAUAGAAUGA